AUGAAUCCCAACCCCGCCCGACCCGUUGCACCCACAACCCAGCCACCCGCCGCAAUGUUUUUUUCCGCAACCGCUACCGCCUCACAACAAGCUGUCAAAUCCGCGGAGCCUAUCCUCUUCCAUCGGGCGCUGGAAUUACUGGCCUCGGCUUGCUUGAACACCGCUCUUGGACCUCACGUCACGCAACACGGGACUUCAAGGAUGAUGGACCCCUUGAAUGGCAAAGAGGUUCACAUGCGACAAGUGACGCCGCUGGUCCUUUUCGAGAGACCCAUGCGGCGCUAUCUGCAACAGUAA
Messenger RNA from Puccinia triticina, 297 nucleotides. RefSeq lists its product as uncharacterized. The record is from RefSeq and is a predicted model, not a curated record. Lineage: Eukaryota; Fungi; Basidiomycota; Pucciniomycetes; Pucciniales; Pucciniaceae. The transcript has 2 exons. Bases 1 to 297 code for a protein of 98 amino acids.